Messenger RNA from Cornus florida, 1322 nucleotides. RefSeq lists its product as uncharacterized. The record is from RefSeq and is a predicted model, not a curated record. The transcript is spliced from 6 exons. NCBI's taxonomy places the organism in Eukaryota, Viridiplantae, Streptophyta, Magnoliopsida, Cornales, Cornaceae. Bases 146 to 787 code for a protein of 213 amino acids.
GCUCUGGCAAUAGCUACAUUCACCCCCAAUUUCCCAUAAAACCCUAAAACCACACUACUUCUAUACCUUUCUCAUUCCCGCUUUUUUCUGUCAGGAGAUUCUCAAUCCUACUACUCUUAGGGUUUUCUCUCUCCUCUCUGUAACGAUGAUGUACGGUGAUCAACAUCAUCACCAUCUUCAGCAGCAGCAACCACACCCGCAACAUCCACCGCCACCGCCACCGCCGCCGCCGCAGCAGCAGCGUCAGCCAAUGAUGGGCGAGUAUCUGAGGGGGCCACAACUGCCACCGCCACCGCCACCGCCACCGCCACCGCCGAUGAUGCGACAGCCCUCUGCUUCUUCUACCACUCUCAACGCACCAGAGUAUCACCACCAGCCGCCUGCUCAACACUCUUACGAUGAGGUGGUUGUUAGAUUCGGUAGAUUCUUCCUACUGGGACAUUGCCUCAUCCGCCAUUUUGCAGACAAAAAUAGAAAAUUUGAGAUUCGGUGCAAGGAGCACAAAGCUGAAUUGAAGAUCCUCUCGACCCCAGAAGGAGUUCGCACUGACAAGUUUAGAGGUUCUGAAACAACUGUAUUUGAGUGCCCAUAUUGCCCGAGGAAGGGCGUAGAGGAAUUGGAGUCGAGACCUGUCUUGGAUAGUGAUUGUAAGAUGAUUGCUCUAGAUGUUGAUCUAGAAUAUCUUUUAAUGGAGAAGGACGCUGUUGGGAAACGAGACCAUACAUUACAUGAUUUUGAUCCGAACGAAUAUUUUGCUAAUUGUGCUCGGACAAAUUUCACGACAUGAGUUAAUUGGUGGGUGAUUCAGAGCAACUGGAUGAAGACUAUUUUCAAAUGGUUGAACACCCUAAGAAGACACGACCGAGUUUCCAUAAAUAGACUGAGUUUCCAUAAAUAGGCCAACUGAUGAUGAGUCUGAUUAUGUGAUUGUUUUUAGUCUUGAGUCAUUUAUGAGUCUUUAAUCUGUUUUAUUUCAUGCUUAGGAUAUUAUAGUCAUUUGAUUUUAUUUUAUAAGUCAUGUGCCUUUUAAGUGAGUCAUGUGACUGUUUAACGUCUGUUUUGUAAUUUUUAUCUCUUUCUUCUGCUGGAGAGAAUACUAGCCUUUAGAUUACAUUUAUUUGAAGGGCUAGGAUUAUAUCUUUGCUAGGGCAUCCCUUGUGGCUUAUAAAAGGGUUGUUCCAAGUUGUAAUGAGCAGUUUUUUUCACGUGUUAUCAAUAAUGCUUCUUUACUUAUCAAAAAAAUAUCAGAUUGCUACAGAAGCUUUUUAUCUCUCCCUUUCUUUGGGAUUGAGUUGUGGGUGUUUAAGCUACUUGUUAGCUUA